Molecule: messenger RNA, 771 nt
Organism: Exophiala spinifera
Lineage: Eukaryota; Fungi; Ascomycota; Eurotiomycetes; Chaetothyriales; Herpotrichiellaceae
Exons: 4
Coding region: 1-771 (256 amino acids)
Source: RefSeq, a predicted model, not a curated record
AUGUCCAGCCAGUCGACUUUCUAUGAGACUGCUGACUGGCCCUUACAACCUUCCCCUCGAAACAGCGCCGCAUCUUCGCUCAGUCUCGCUUCAGAAAAUGCCAGUAUACACUUCUCAAACUUCCCACUGCCACCCACACCGUCGACGUCUCGCCCUCCCAGUGAUACGAGCAGAGUGUCCUCCAGCACUGCUGCGAUUCACACAAUUCACGUCCCACUCUCCAGGCCGUUCACCAUCUCCUUUCUCAAGGGCAGCAAACUCUUUCGGUUGAGAUUUUCGCAGAUCGAGCUGGAAAAGAAUGUGGCUGGAUCUGUCAAACGCAUUUUGCUGAGCGACUCAUCAGCCACGGUCACCCCGAUGAUCCACUCAUUUUCCGACCAAAGGCUGCCUAUCAUACCGCACCUUGAACAGCCCGUCACAUCGACUUCGAGCCACAUCUCACGCAUCUCGUUCCUGGAAGAGCAAACACUUCAGAGCGGGCAAACGUUGUUCCAAGCGGAACCUCAGUACACGUUCGAGGCCUGGGAAGAUUGUGUGAAGUUCCAGGAAGCCAUCCUCGGGCAGACGAUAGUGUUCACGGCGGGCAUUGCGGAAGCCAAGUCCAAGGGGCGAGGAGAAGAAUGCAUCAGCCAAAAUUUGCGCGUCUUGCGAGGGCGCACCGGGCGACAAGUCAUCCUUUUCUUCACCAAUUCUCAGAGGAGAGAGAGGAAGAAGUACAUCACCAUUCCCCGUAAGUAUCCUAUGGAUUCAUUUUCGACAUCACGCUACUAA